This is a messenger RNA of Archocentrus centrarchus (flier cichlid), 3006 nucleotides long. RefSeq names its product sodium-coupled monocarboxylate transporter 1-like. Gene Ontology annotation, molecular function: organic acid:sodium symporter activity. The transcript is spliced from 17 exons. The record is from RefSeq and is a predicted model, not a curated record. Lineage: Eukaryota; Metazoa; Chordata; Actinopteri; Cichliformes; Cichlidae. Gene Ontology annotation, cellular component: membrane; extracellular exosome. Gene Ontology annotation, biological process: propanoate transmembrane transport; sodium ion transport. Bases 1 to 1818 code for a protein of 605 amino acids.
AUGUCCGGGAACUCUGAUUUGCUUGCGGCAGCGGACUAUGUGGUGUUUGCUGUUGUUCUGCUCGUGUCUGCUGGUAUUGGGUUUUAUUAUGCCUGGAAAAGCAGAAGCCAUGGAACCUCCAGAGACUUUUUAACUGGGGGCCGAAAACUCAGUGCCCUGCCUGUCUCCCUGUCUCUGACUGCCAGCUUCAUGUCAUCGGUCACAGUGCUGUCCAACCCAGCUGAGGUGUAUCACUAUGGAGCCAUAUUUGGCUAUCUUUGUAUUACCUAUGUAAUAACGGUGGUGUUCAUAUCGGAGGUCUUUCUCCCAGUCUUCUACAGACUGGCCAUCAACAGCACAUAUGAGUAUCUGGAGCUGCGUUUCAACAGAGCAACCCGUCUGAUGGGAACAAUGAUCUUCUGUAUUAAUGCAUUGCUCUACACUGGACUUAUAAUUUAUGCUCCAGCUCUUGCUUUGAACCAAGUGACUGGUAUGAACCUGUGGGGUGGAAUUAUUUCAACAGCCAUGCUUUGCACUCUUUAUUGCACACUGGGUGGCCUGAAAGCAGUGGUGUGGACAGAUGCUGUCCAGAUUGGAAUAAUGUUUGCAGGCUACAUGUCUGUUAUAAUCAAGUCUGUGAUCUUAAAAGGAGGAAUCUCCACCAUCUUGUCAGAUGCCCAAGAAGGAGGAAGAAUCAACUUUAUGGACUUUGACAUAAACCCUCUGAGAAGACACACUUUUUGGACUCUAGUCAUUGGAGGAACAUUUGGGUGGAGCUCCGUCUAUGGGACCAACCAAGCUCAGGUUCAGCGAUACAACUCCUGCAAGAGCGUGACAAAUGCCAGACUAGCUCUGUUCAUCAAUGCGUUAGGCCUUACUUGCACCCUAACAUCAUCAGUGCUUUCAGGAUUAUGUAUUUACUCAUUCUAUAAGGACUGUGACCCAUGGACAGCUGGACAAGUUUCUUCUCCUGAUCAGCUGUUGCCUUAUUUGGUGAUGGACAUCUUGGCCGACCACCGAGGCCUUCCAGGACUUUUUUUUGCAGCAGUAUAUAGUGCCUCUCUGAGCACAGUUUCUUCCUCAAUCAGUGCACUGGCUGCAGUGACUGUAGAGGACCUGAUCAAGCCAUGCACUAACCUGUCUGAGAAAAAGCUUCUCCUAAUCUCCAAAGGGCUGAGUUUAUUUUUUGGAGUUGUAUGCAUUGCCAUGGCUGGGCUGGCAUCACUCAUGGGACAUAUGAUGCAGGCAGCGUCUGUCAUCCUUGGCCUCUCUGGAGGUCCUUUACUUGGCCUGUUCAGUUUGGGUGUCCUCUGUCCAUUUGCCAACUCCAAAGGAGGUCUGUUGGGCCUCGUGGCAGGGUUGGCUGCAUCCCUGUGCGUGACCAUCGGAGCCCUGAUAUCCCCUUCCCCUCCUGAGAUGACCCGACCUCUCUCACUGAGCACUGAGGGUUGUAACUUCACUUCUGGCAGCAGUCUCAACUGGACUACCGCACUGCCAACAGAACCAAGCCCAUUAACCACAACCCCAGGACAGAACACUGAUGAUAUACGUUCACUUUACUGGCACACUCCAUCCUACCUUUACUUCGUUGUCAUUGGAUGUUUAACAUCUGUUAUUGUUGGAGUCAUUAUCAGUCUCUUAACAGGAGGUUUGAGGGAGACGGUGGACCCGAGGCUUACACUAAUGAAAGAAGACACUCUUUCCUAUCAGCUAUUCAAACUUGUCAAAGACAGGGUCACGAGACGAACAGAGAAAGUUGAUCGGUCAAAACAGGAGGAUAAAGACACAAAUCCUACUCAUGUGAAAUUCAACAACUCCGUCUGUGUUUCAGCUUUUUAACGGCCGAUACAAAAGUUUUGUGAUUCUUGAGCUGUAUCGGCCGCAGCGAUGCUCACAUCCAGGACUGUGACCAGCUGGACUAAUAAGAAAUGACAACAAAGGAAAUGAAUAUCAGCAAGACAAUAAUGCUUUAAUUUAAAUGCGAUGAUUGCACAAAAUUGUAUUUUAUUUAGCACAGGUUAACUGAAAAAUCUAGCAGCCAUAUUAUAAACUUCGGGAAUGUCUUACGGUUUACACAACUGGGAUCAAAUGUGUGUCUGAAGUUCAUGUACCUGCCAGGAAUACUGAAACAGGGACACAGUCUGUACAAAUGGAAACACUUUAGGAGAUGAACAGACUCCCAUGAAUAGAAAUAUGAAUAGAUUGAUCAUCAGCAAGUGUGAGCAACUCUGUAGAAGCAGAUGUUUCUUCAGUUUGCAGGUCUGGAUCAUUCAGGUGUGUAUUUUUUUAACCCUUUUAUUUAUUGAUAUUUAAUAUUACAAAACAAAUAAAUAAUAAUAGUACAGUUGACAUAAGACUUACAUUAAACAAUAUAAUCCCCAAAGAAAGUAAAUAUAAAUAAUAAAAUGGAAAGCAAAUACAUAACACAUGUAACGAGGAAAAAAAAAGAAAAACAGCAUUUAGCAUCAUUUCCUACUUAAUUUCCUUCAUAAUGUCUCAGAAACUCGGUCAGUGGUGACCAUAUUUCUUCAAAAUGUACCCCCUUUCCUCUGACAAUAUAAGUGAGCCGUUCCAGUACAAUAUUGGAUGCCAUUUCCUUCCAGUACAAAGAUAUUAAUCACCUGGCCUGGAUAUAUAGCCGACACACAUAUUUUUGCCUCAGCAGGUGCAUUUGUUGCAACAAUCUUAGACAAAGUUUGCAUGACUGAUUUCCCAAGUCCCACACACAGUCAAAGAGAGUACCCUUUCCAUUUAAACGUUUACUACAGUUAUCUGGGAUCUUAGGAGAUCAGUGAUUCAGUUUGGCCACAGUUCUCAUCAACCAGUUAUAUUGGAGGAGUUUCAUUCUUGUACUAAUUGAUUGCUUUUCGGCUUUUAAACAUGCAGUUUCCCAUUCCAGCUCCUGUAUCUCCUCUUGGAUAAUCAGAUCUCCAUCCAUCCAGCGUAUCAAUGGUAGAUUCCUUAUCGUGUGUUAAUAAAGCUGCAUAGAAUAAACAAAUACAGCCUCUCCUCAUCUGACCCACUUAU